Molecule: messenger RNA, 1371 nt
Organism: Sinocyclocheilus grahami
Lineage: Eukaryota; Metazoa; Chordata; Actinopteri; Cypriniformes; Cyprinidae
Gene: ppa1a
Product: inorganic pyrophosphatase 1a
Exons: 11
Coding region: 48-929 (293 amino acids)
Biological process (GO): phosphate-containing compound metabolic process
Cellular component (GO): cytoplasm
Molecular function (GO): magnesium ion binding; inorganic diphosphate phosphatase activity
Source: RefSeq, a predicted model, not a curated record
CUCAGUAGCCAUCAGUAAGUGCAGUCAGAGCUGGAAGAACAGGCAGCAUGAGCUUCAGCGUGGAGGAGAGAGGCAGAGACAACACGGCCGACUACAGGCUUUACUUCAAAAACACAGAGGGAAAAUACAUAUCUCCGUUUCAUGACAUUCCCAUCUAUGCCGACGAGGCCGAGAACAUCUUCCAUGCUGUCGUCGAGGUUCCUAGAUGGACAAAUGCAAAGAUGGAGAUCGCGACUAAAGAUCCUCUCAAUCCACUGAAGCAGGAUUUGAAGAAAGGGAACCUGCGUUACGUCAGCAAUGUCUUUCCUCACAAGGGCUACAUCUGGAACUAUGGAGCCAUUCCUCAGACGUGGGAGGAUCCAGGCCACCGAGACGGAGACACGGGCUGCUGCGGUGAUAACGAUCCCAUCGACGUCUGUGACAUCGGGAGUAAGGUGACGAUCAGGGUCUGCUCUCGAGGAGAAGUCAUCCGUGUGAAGGUGUUGGGGACUCUGGCUCUGAUCGACGAAGGAGAGACCGACUGGAAAGUGAUCGUGAUAAACGUGGAGGACCCCGAGGCUGAAGACUUCAACGAUAUCGAGGACGUCCGCAGACUGAAGCCCGGAUUCCUGCAGGCCACACUCGACUGGUUCCGGAUGUAUAAAGUGCCAGACGGGAAGCCGGAAAACCAGUUUGCCUUCGAUGGUGAAUUUAAGAACAGGGACUUCGCCAUUAAAACGGUUAAGGACACACAUAGUUUCUGGAAAGCUCUGAUCUCCAAGAAAACAGACGCCGGAGAACUCCGCUGUAUGAGCACCUGCGUCUCCGACAGUCCCUUCUGCUGCUCCGCCGGUGAAGCCCAAGCCGUCGUGGAUUCAGCUCGUCCGUACGGUGCUGCAGAGCCGGUGCCGAGCUCAGCUGAUAAAUGGUUCUAUUACGAACAGACAUAGACGAUCAUCAGCGCUGACUCCCGGCUGUCAUCGUUCUGUUAUACAUUGUAUUAGUUACUGCUAAACACUGUGUAGUUUGAUUCAUAAAGGCCUAAAUAAAGUUUGGAUGUAAUACUGUGCAAAAUAUGAACACACAAACUCAAUCAGAAUAAAGCAAUGUGACUUUAUAAAUACACAUCUGUGGUUAUCAAGAGCUAUUUUACUGAAAUAUGAUACAUGUGUACGUUAUGCAACUUUUCAGUGUUCGUUUAUGUAUGUGUUUGUCAAAGGAACAUCUAAUUGUAGCACAUUUAAUUAAUAAAUAAUUGUUGCUAAUUUCAUGAUGCUGUUUCUUGACUUCAUGCCCCGUCGCCAUGGAGACCAGCAUCACUGUAGCAGCAUCUGUUACUCUGCGUUUGAAUGGCUUUUUACGGGAAAACCGACAUUACGCUGACAUACGAGG